AUGACACUUCCUGCGAACAUUCGGCGACUAAUACGAACUGCUGGUGAUUUUGAAUAUGCAUUACCAAUUGUAAGUUAUUACAUGAAACUUUACGGCGUUGAGCAAGUACUCGCGAUGGACGGGCGCACAGAAGAAAUGACAGAGUGUGCUACUGGGUUACUUGAUGACAUUGAAAAGUUCAAAGCCACGGAGAAUGAUGAUGCAGUAAAAUUACUUCUAGAGGAUCAGACAAAGGCCAAGUCUUAUCUUUUGAAUUUUGCACUUUCGUUAUACAAUGAGCAGCUUUUGAAGAUUAAGGAGGAAAAGUAUGACAGAGAUCUUUCGAGGGCGUUGUGGUGUUGUGUGGAUUUGUUCAAUACGAUCAUUGACAUCUGGAAGGGCUCUGAACUUUCUGCAGAGGAAGUAGAGCAAUGCCAAAAGAGGGUCAAAUAUUGCAAAUUGUAUUUGAGGCAGUUGUCACGAGGUGAGAUGGGGAAAGAAUCUAGCGUGGUACCGGAAGCAUCUGUUCAUGAUCAAGAAACUGAUGAUUUGAUAGCGAAACUGCGCAAAUUGGACAAUUCGGAUGAGUCCGAGUCGAAUGAGGAGAUAGAUGAGAAUAUAAAACCACAGGUGCCAGAGCUAGACGUAAACCCCGAGGAAGUGAACAAGUUUAUCAAGAGUUUAGAAGAAGAGUAUCCAAGUGAAGGCGAAGAUCAAGAGGCGGAUGAUCAAGCUGCACAGGAUCUAGUUGAUAGAGUGCAAAAUGAUGAUUUGGAUGGGGAUGCAGCUUCAAACGCCGCUUCAAUUGAAGCGACUGGCCAUGCCCGCGAAGGAUCUUUGGAAUUACCUUGUGUCCCCAGUUUCAUUGACCAAGGUAAGGAUGCUGAAGAAGAAUCGGACGAGCCUCAAUUUGUGAGUGAUGAUUCUGAGAAAGAAGAGCCAGCUAAGGGAGCAAGUCGCACAACAACAAUGACCCAUCAAUACACGCCAGAGGAUCUAACCUCGAUGAUGGAUCGAGAGGAACAAAUUUCGGAAGUGCAAAAAUUGGCAAGGUACGCGAUCAGUGCACUGAACUACGAGGACAUUGGUACUGCAAAGGACGAACUUACGAAAGCGCUCAAAGUGCUGGAGAAAAUGGGAUAA
This is a messenger RNA of Lachancea fermentati, 1122 nucleotides long. The record is from the annotation of a GenBank genome assembly. NCBI's taxonomy places the organism in Eukaryota, Fungi, Ascomycota, Saccharomycetes, Saccharomycetales, Saccharomycetaceae.